Messenger RNA from Chinchilla lanigera (long-tailed chinchilla), 1958 nucleotides. RefSeq names its product transmembrane protein 179 (gene Tmem179). The coding region runs from base 29 to 730 and encodes 233 amino acids. Lineage: Eukaryota; Metazoa; Chordata; Mammalia; Rodentia; Chinchillidae. The record is from RefSeq and is a predicted model, not a curated record. The transcript is spliced from 4 exons.
CCCAGUCCCGGCCCGGCCCGGCCCCGCCAUGGCGCUCAAUAAUUUUCUCUUCGCGCAGUGCGUCUGCUACUUCCUGGCCUUCCUGUUCAGCUUCGUGGUGGUGGUGCCGCUGUCCGAGAACGGCCACGACUUCCGCGGCCGCUGCCUGCUGUUCACCGAGGGCAUGUGGCUGAGCGCCAACCUCACGGUGCAGGCGCGCGAGCGCUUCACGGUGCAGGAGUGGGGCCCGCCGGCCGCCUGCCGCUUCAGCCUGCUCGCCAGCCUCCUGUCGCUGCUGCUGGCCGCCGCGCACGCCUGGCGCACGCUCUUCUUCCUCUGCAAGGGACACGAGGGCUCCUUCUUCUACGCCUUCCUCAAUCUCUUGGUGAGCGCCUUUGUGGUCUUCCUGGUCUUCAUCGCCAGCACCAUCGUGAGUGUGGGCUUUACCAUGUGGUGUGAUGCCAUCACCGAGAAGGGCACUGUGCCCCACAGCUGCGAGGAGCUACAAGACAUUGACCUGGAGCUGAAUGUGGACAACUCUGCCUUCUAUGACCAGUUUGCCAUUGCUCAGUUUGGCCUCUGGGCCUCCUGGCUGGCAUGGCUUGCCAUCACCACGUUGGCCUUCCUGAAGGUCUACCACAACUACCGCCAGGAGGACCUGCUGGACAGCCUGGUCCACGAGAAGGAGCUGCUGCUGGCCAGGCCGGGCCCUCGCACCUCCUUCCAAGGGGAGAAGAGUGCCGUCAUCUAGGCUGUGUGGCCAGCAACCCGGCCCCUGCCCACAGGCCCCGCCUGGGCCCACCCAGCCCCGCAUGCAGCCCUGGCCCUGCCUACAGCGAGGCGAGCACCAGCUCUUGCCGAGGGCCCAGCAGCAGGCAGUCGGGGCAGGGCCCUGGGCAGGGCGUCUAUGCUCUGCCUCCCGGAGGCUGCAUGUGAGUGCUGGAGUGUAAGCGCACGCGUAUGUGCACACGCAUGUGGAUAAGAUGUGUGGGAGCAGACCACAGAGCUGGGCACCCGUGGCUCCCAGAAGGGCGUGGCCAGGGCUCCCAAAGGGCAGUGAGCCCCACCUGCCCACCUAGUGGCGGCAGAGCCUAGUGUGACCUGGGCUGGGUUCUGCCAUCCUCAGCACUCUGCUGGGGAGAGCCAGCACCCUCUUCUUUUAGGGGUCCCUCACCCUGUUCCAGGGAAGGGGACCUAAGGUGGAAGAGCCCUCAACCCUGACCCCAACCUUCAGAAGUGUGUUCCCAGCGUGUUCUCCCGGCUUGGGCUCUGCUGUGGACUGGGGCUGCCUCAAGGGCCUGGGGUGGUCGUCUGGGCUGCAAGAAGCAGCCAGCUUGUCAGGGUGCUGGGCAGGCAGGUGUUGGGAGGACCAAGGCCAGUGGUGAGGGGUGAGGGCUCAAGCCCAGCUGAGAGCUUCCUGUGGAGUGCUGUGUACUUGGGAUGAUGUUUGGACAGUCUGAGGUCCCCAAAGCUGAUCUCACCCUGGGCCCCUAAUCAUUAGGCAUGGGGACUCUCUCUUGCCCCGAGAGCUGCUUAUCUGUCCCCUACACGUGGUGUUGUGGCUUCUGCCUUGUCUCUGCUCUGCCCUCCAUUUCUGCUGCAGCUGCCUGGGACCCCAGAAGAAGCGGGAGCGGGGCGUGGUUUCCCGGGCCCGUGGACCUGCCCCAGCCCAGCCUUGCUGGCCCUGGGCAGCUGCCUCCUGAGGCCCUGGGAGCUGGCCCUGGGAGCUGCCUCCUAAGGCCCAGGGGCAGCCUGCAUCCGGGCAUGCAGAGGCCUGGGCGUAGGGUCCAGGGCAGGAGGGAAGGGCUGCCCGGUCCCCACGGUAAACGCACUACUGCUUCCAAGACACCCAGGCUUCUCUCCGGCCUCUCCCGAGGGCACCUUGUUUUAGCUCUACUUCCGGCUGAACUGAAAGUGAAGACUGUCAAAUUUCCACGUAUCUAUUUCUCCAGGUCACAAUAAAACUAUGAGCUUGAGCA